AAGGUCACAUGAUACUGUUUUUACCACAUCGAUAGUACAAGAUUCCCUGGGCUUGAUAAGCCUCCUAAAAUAAUUUUGCACAGCUUAUUAAUGAGCCAUGGAUAUAUAGACUGGAGAUCGGAGUUGUCCCAACGCACCAAGGAUCUUUGUAGCACAAUAAGGAGUAACUGGUUGGGCUCAGAUCGCUAAAAAUGGCAGAGACGUCUGGUGAUACCGUGUAUGGAACGCAAGAGUCUGAGACUCAUGUAAUGUCAGAAAGAGUGCAGGCCCUUGCAGCAAGUGUAUAUGGAGAGUUUGAACGGAUGAUUAAAAAAUACGACGAAGAUGUCGUAAAACAGCUGAUGCCAAUUGUUGUAGGCGUCCUAGAGAAUCUAGACCAGUCAUAUAGGGACAAGCAAGAAAAUGAAGUGGAACUGGAAUUAUUACGAGAUGAUAAUGAGCAGUUAUUGACUCAGUACGAACGUGAAAAGCAAUUAAGGAAACAGGCCGACCAGAAAUACUUAGAAAUUGAAGAUGUUAAUGAGACAGAAAGGAAGGCCCUCCAGGACAAGGUGGAAAGCUUGGAGUCCAUUGUUAAAAUGUUUGAACUAAAAGCCAAAAAUAACCAGGAUCAUUUAUCGAGAUUAGAAGAAAAAGAAGCUGAAUCAAAGAAGGAGUAUAACAAAUUGCAUGAGAGAUAUACAGAGUUGUUUAGAACCCACAUGGACUAUAUGGAAAGAACUAAGAUUUUGAUGGCUAGUCAGGAAAGAGUGUCCACUGAACCACUGGUCAGUCCAAAGGGAAGGAGCGGUCUUCACUUGCCUCAUCUCAAAACAGUACCAGGAGGAGUAAACAUCUAUUCCAAUGCAGAGACGCCAUCUAAAGGCGAGCUUACUCCAGACUACUCUGGCUCCGACUCCUCCUCAAGCCGACCCCAGAGUCACAACACCAGUCUCAGUAACGAAAUGAAGCAGUUGGAACGUGAGCGAGCAGCCUCUGGAGACAAGAAGAAAACCGCUGACAAGACCCAAGUCACAGAUAGUUUGGAGACUGCAGAGCAUGCAACUACGCCAGCUGCCAAAGAAAAUGAUUCAAACACCAAAACGGAACAGACGGGAGAAAAACAAAUAUCCACUGGAACUGUUAACACAAAUCAGACAGGGACUGAAAGCCCUGAUAAAACGGGCAAAGUGCAUGUGUCUCCUGUGUCUAGUUUAUUAACUAGUAGUACCCCAGUAGCUCGUGUUCCCCUUGUGCCAGUUAAACAGGAAUUUUUGAACAGUAUAGAAGAAAGUUAUGAAGUGCCUAGGAAACGUGUUGGUCAGACAAUGGCAGAAAUUAUUCAGUCCACACCGGAACUUGAAGAUUUUGAUGGGAUGUCUCUCUCGAAGUCAAACAAGCCAAGAGGAGGAAAUGAGUCUUCUUUGUAUGAUGAACUAUAUGAAGACAUUGCAGAGAUGGAUGAUGGAAUUGAUAUCACAGGCAAGCCAGUUCAUCCUGGGGAAUACGCUUCUUCUGAUAGUGAGAAUGAUGAUGAAUCUCACGAAUCGUACCCGAUUGAUGGAAUGGGAAAAGAAGUGGAGAACCUGAUAUCAGAAAACAACGAGCUCCUGGCUACCAAGAAUGCAUUGAAUAUAGUGAAAGAUGAUCUCAUUGCUCAAGUGGAUGAACUUACUAGUGAGCAGGAAAUGCUGAGACAGGAGAUACAGAGUCUUCAGACUAUAAAGGUCAGGUUGUCACAAAGGAUAUCAGAGUUGGAAGAGGAACUGAAGAAGACUAAGGAAGAACUGGAGAAGAAGUCUUCUGCUGCUCAAGCAGAUGAUGAGGAGGAUGUUCCCAUGUCCCAGCGCAAACGUUUCACCCGAGUGGAGAUGGCGCGGGUGCUAAUGGAAAGAAACCAGUACAAGGAGCGCCUGAUGGAACUGCAGGAGGCUGUGCGCUGGACGGAGAUGAUCCGGGCCUCGAGAGAACACCCUGAAGUGAUACAGACACAGAAGAAGAAGUCCUCUGUCUGGGGAUUUUUCGGCAACCUGUUUAGCAGUUCCUCAAACAAACCCAAAAAGGAAAAACUACCCAUGGCCACUGUGCGCUAUAAUGCCCCCACCACCCAUGUACAGCCAGUGGGAGAUCCAAACAAGAAACGCAGAAGUACUUACAACCUUGGUGAUAAAGAACAGGCCUAUGACUUCAUGGAAGACCAGGAAAGCAAAGAAAAGUCAAGAUUAGAGCGUGAAAGAGAGCGUAAGGAGCAGUACAAGCAAGUGCGUGCCCACGUGAAGAAAGAUGACGGGCGUAUGCAGGCAUAUGGGUGGAGCUUACCUGCCAAAUUCCAACCCUCUGUCCCCAAGGAGGGAGGUCGCAGUGCCGCCCCAGUGCCUGUACCGGUCUACUGCAGACCUCUCAUGGACAAUGAGCCAGGAAUGAAGCUUUGGUGUGCUGCAGGGGUGAACAUCACUGGAGGUCGCACAAGAGAUGGCGGCUCGAUAGUCGGGGCAAGUGUCUUCUACUCCAACCCACCCCCAGAGGAGGAAAAGACUAAGACUGUAUUGAAUGAGGUUGAUAAGUUGGACCAGGAACUUCAGGAGCAUGAGAAAGGUGUCAACCCCGUGGAUCAGAACAUGUCCAGCCUGGUGUGGAUAUGUACCAGUACUCACUCCAGUAGUGUGGUCAGUGUCAUAGAUGCGAAUAACCCAGGGGAUAUCCUGGAGACCUUCCCCAGUACCCACUCCCCAUUGCUGUGUAUAUCUAGCGUGCCAGGUGCUAGAGAAAGUGACUACCCAGUGGACGAUGAGCUUCUACAAGUUGACCAGGAGGCUGCCCUGGCACCUCCCUCGGACAACGAGUCCAUGAAAAGUGGAGUGUCCAGCAAUGGUCAAGUUGAGUCCAGUGGCAUUGGUGGCAUCAGUUUUGUCCAGUGUGUCACUGGCUCCACUAUUUCACCUGUGGGCUCCUAUAAUGGAUCAGCUUUCCAGGACUCAGACACAAUCAAACAGGCAGCGGAGAGGUUACGGGAAAGUGAAACUGAUGAGGAAAAGGAUACCAAUCGUCUUGAUGAUUCUUCUAGUAAAGAUCCACUUGGAGCCUCAGCAUCCCCAGUGAAAGCCACAGUAUUGAAAGCCACAGGAUCCCCGGCAUCAUCUGGGGGAGAAACACCCACAAGUUCCAUUGGCAGUGGGAGUGAGAAGCGCUUCAUCCGAGAGCCAAAUGAACUGGUGAAAGAUGGCAUCUCUGUUCCACAGGCAGACAACAACAUGGUUGCCAGUGAAGUGGAGAAGAUGAGCAGCGUUCUUCCCACCAUGUGGCUCGGCUCUCAGAGUGGGAGUCUAUUUGUACACUCUGCAGUGUCACAGUGGAAACGCUGCCUACACUCUGUCAAGUUGAAAGACUCCAUACUAAGCAUUGUUCAUGUUAAGGGGCGUGUACUGGUGGCUCUGGCUGAUGGCACUGUUGCAAUCUUUCACAGAGAUUCAGAUGGUCAGUGGGACCUGAGGAAUUACCAUUUGCUGGACCUGGGCCGCCCUCAUCACUCUAUCAGAUGUAUGGCUGUCAUAGGAAAUAAGCAUGUUUGGUGUGGCUACAAGAACAGAAUACAUGUGGUGGACCCAAAAACUCUGAAAAUUCAUAAAUCCUUUGAUGCCCACCCAAGAAAGGAGAGCCAGGUUCGCCAGCUGGCCUGGGUUGGAGAUGGCGUCUGGGUGUCCAUACGCCUGGACAGCACACUAAGGCUCUACCACGCCUAUACUCACGAACACCUGCAAGAUGUAGACAUAGAACCUUAUGUCAGUAAAAUGCUGGGUACUGGGAAGCUUGGUUUCUCCUUUGUACGUAUAACCUCUCUGUUGGUGUCAUGUAAGAGACUGUGGAUAGGGACAGGCAAUGGAGUGGUCAUUUCUGUGCCACUCUCAGAAGGUAGCAAACAGCAGAUGACCUCGGGGGGUGGCAGUGGAAGACCAGGGGGUGUGAUCAGAGUGUACUCGGACACCAAGACGGACAGUGUAACCCCAGGAAGCUUUAUACCUUUCUGUUCUAUGGCGCAAGCUCAACUCUCUUUUCAUGGUCACAGGGAUGCCGUCAAGUUCUUUGUUGCUGUACCAGGGGCCGGGAGACAGGGAGUGACAUCUGGUGGCAGCAGCCAAACCAAGUCCAAAGCCAUGCUUAUACUUUCUGGUGGAGAAGGGUACAUUGAUUUUAGAAUAGGUGAUGGGGAUGACGAGUCAGCAUUGUUACCCGGUCCAGCCGCAGAGGAAAAGAAACAGAAUACUCUCAGUAAAGGAGACAAAAGUCAUGUGAUUGUCUGGGAGGUGGCCAAUCAAGAAUAACGUUAUAUAUGUGAACUGGUAUAUGUAACUCACUUGAAAAUGUUGCUGAAACUCAUUUGCAAGGCAGACAGACACAGACAGAUGAACCCACCCCGAAAAAUUGCCAAGCUUAUUUGUUUAAUAGCCCUCCCAGCAAGUUUGCUACUCAAGUAGAAAUGGACAGGUACUUUAUUAAUUUAAAUAGAUAUACUGAAUGGGCAAACUGAUAUGUUUAAAGCUUAUAUUAAGUUUAAACAUAGGCCCAGCAUACUUCAGCACAAAAAAGGGCAAGGUUAG
This is a messenger RNA of Lingula anatina, 4574 nucleotides long. Its product is annotated as C-Jun-amino-terminal kinase-interacting protein 4. NCBI's taxonomy places the organism in Eukaryota, Metazoa, Brachiopoda, Lingulata, Lingulida, Lingulidae. The record is from RefSeq and is a predicted model, not a curated record. Gene Ontology annotation, cellular component: cytoplasm. Gene Ontology annotation, molecular function: MAP kinase scaffold activity; kinesin binding; signaling receptor complex adaptor activity. Gene Ontology annotation, biological process: vesicle-mediated transport.